Acanthopagrus latus (yellowfin seabream) is the source of this 2203-nucleotide messenger RNA. RefSeq names its product tubulin beta-4B chain. NCBI's taxonomy places the organism in Eukaryota, Metazoa, Chordata, Actinopteri, Spariformes, Sparidae. Gene Ontology annotation, biological process: mitotic cell cycle; microtubule cytoskeleton organization. Gene Ontology annotation, cellular component: cytoplasm; microtubule. Bases 151 to 1488 code for a protein of 445 amino acids. The transcript is spliced from 7 exons. Gene Ontology annotation, molecular function: structural constituent of cytoskeleton; GTP binding; GTPase activity. The record is from RefSeq and is a predicted model, not a curated record.
GACAAUUAGCUCGUCCAAUUGCGUUAAUCUGCCGACAGAAGUUGACUGUAUCUCCUACCUUCUCAGACAGUUAGUCCGUCGGUUGCUGAAGCGCCAGAGCGGUAAUAACUUUUGUCUGACGUCGUUAAGAACUUUUACAUUUCGACCACAAUGAGGGAAAUCGUUCACCUUCAGGCAGGCCAGUGUGGCAACCAAAUUGGUGCAAAGUUCUGGGAGGUGAUAAGUGACGAGCAUGGCAUCGACCCGUCCGGGACGUACCACGGGGACAGCGACCUGCAGCUGGAACGAAUCAACGUGUACUACAACGAGGCAACAGGUGGAAAGUAUGUCCCUCGUGCAGUGCUGGUGGACCUGGAGCCAGGGACAAUGGACUCUGUGAGGUCUGGUCCCUUUGGACAAGUGUUUAGACCAGACAACUUUGUCUUUGGCCAGAGCGGGGCAGGUAAUAACUGGGCCAAAGGCCACUACACUGAGGGAGCCGAGCUGGUGGAUUCGGUCCUGGAUGUGGUGAGGAAAGAGGCGGAGAGCUGUGACUGCCUGCAGGGCUUCCAGCUCACGCACUCCCUGGGAGGAGGCACCGGCUCUGGCAUGGGCACGCUGCUCAUCAGCAAAAUCCGAGAGGAGUAUCCAGACCGGAUCAUGAACACUUUCAGCGUGGUGCCUUCACCCAAGGUGUCGGACACAGUGGUGGAGCCGUACAAUGCCACCCUCUCCGUCCACCAGCUGGUUGAGAACACAGAUGAGACCUACUGCAUUGAUAAUGAGGCCCUGUACGACAUCUGCUUCCGCACGCUGAAGCUUACCACGCCCACCUAUGGUGACCUCAACCACCUUGUCUCAGCCACCAUGAGUGGGGUGACCACCUGCCUCCGCUUCCCUGGUCAGCUCAAUGCUGAUUUGAGGAAACUGGCUGUCAACAUGGUGCCCUUCCCCAGGCUGCACUUCUUCAUGCCAGGCUUUGCCCCUCUGACCAGUCGCGGCAGCCAGCAGUACAGGGCAUUGACAGUUCCUGAACUCACCCAGCAGAUGUUCGAUGCCAAGAACAUGAUGGCCGCUUGCGACCCACGCCACGGGCGCUAUCUCACAGUUGCCGCCAUCUUCAGAGGGCGCAUGUCCAUGAAGGAGGUGGAUGAGCAGAUGCUGAACGUGCAGAACAAGAACAGCAGCUAUUUUGUGGAGUGGAUCCCCAACAAUGUCAAGACCGCUGUCUGCGAUAUCCCUCCCCGCGGUCUCAAGAUGGCUGCCACCUUUAUUGGCAACAGCACAGCCAUUCAGGAGCUGUUCAAGCGCAUCUCAGAGCAGUUCACAGCCAUGUUUCGCCGCAAGGCCUUCCUCCACUGGUACACUGGUGAGGGCAUGGAUGAGAUGGAGUUCACAGAGGCUGAGAGCAACAUGAAUGACCUGGUGUCUGAGUACCAACAGUACCAGGAGGCCACUGCUGAGGAAGAGGGCGAGUUUGAGGAGGAGGGUGAAGAGGACAUGGCCUAAACACCAACCAUUACCUCCUCCUUACUAUGCAACAGUUAGGGCUGGUUGAUAGGGUUUAAAUCAUGGUUGCUUUUUAAUAAUUGGCCUUAAAUCAAUAAUUAGGAAGUUUACAAGGAUAAAAUUGAAUUCUCGUCCAGCCUGAGCAGGAGUACAAAUCAUUUUCUAGCGUAGGUUUUCAAAUGUUGUCUAUUUGUCUGUUUUCACUCUUUUCUUUUUUGCUAUCAGCAGAUCUCUUCUUCCUCCAUGCUCUGGAUAUGAAUGUUUUUAAGCUUCCCUCUUCUAUCGCUCUGUUUUGAAGGCAUCACUUAUAUGUUACUACCCUAAGUGGCAAAUGUGCUGUUACAAUUUAAGAGGCUUUUGGCAAUCGACUGCACCUCCUGGUGUACAUAUCUGUCAGGUUUCAGCUCUCUCCAUUCAUAGCAGGCAUCAUUUAAGUGAUCACACUGUUUUUAUGCUGCAGGUUUGAAAUAUAUAUUUCUGAAAGAGAAUGUAACACUGACCAGUUCAAGGCAUUCUUUGCUGAAUUAAACACUGUUAUAUAAUGUAAAUCUUUAGCUGAAUGACAACAUUUUAUUUAUCAAAAAUGCACUGAACACAAUGCAUGGUGUCAGGAGCUGGUCACUGCUACAUCAUUAUUGGCGUGCUUGUUCUCUGAUGUUCUUCACAUCAAAAGUGUAGAUGAGUUUUAAUAAAAAUGUUUUGAAUUGGUGCUACA